AUGGGGCCCCCGGGCAAUAGGGGAUCAUGGGGCCCCUGUGUCCUUGCCAAAGCUCAAAAAAGCCUAUGAAAAAGAAAGGCAACAGUAACUCAAAUAAUCACUCAUUACAACCAAGGUAUGCAGAAUACAUGUCAGAAUGCACAACAUGUAGAACCUUAAGAAAGAUGGGCUACAGCCAGGGGUGGACUGACAACUCAUGGGGCCCCCGGGCAAUAGGAGAUCAUGGGGCACCGGUGUCUUUGCCCAAACUCAAAAAAGCCUAUGAAAAAGGUACCAGGGGCAUCUCAUGGGGCCUCCUACUGACCCUGGGCCCUCGGGCAGUGCCCGAGUUUCUAAAUGGUCAGUCCACUCCUGGC
This is a messenger RNA of Staurois parvus, 356 nucleotides long. The record is from the annotation of a GenBank genome assembly. NCBI's taxonomy places the organism in Eukaryota, Metazoa, Chordata, Amphibia, Anura, Ranidae.